This is a messenger RNA of Entelurus aequoreus (snake pipefish), 1920 nucleotides long. Its product is annotated as chemokine-like protein TAFA-4. The record is from RefSeq and is a predicted model, not a curated record. The transcript has 4 exons. Gene Ontology annotation, molecular function: receptor ligand activity. Lineage: Eukaryota; Metazoa; Chordata; Actinopteri; Syngnathiformes; Syngnathidae. Bases 603 to 1013 code for a protein of 136 amino acids.
UCUAAAAGGUGUCUGGAGAAGAAAAGCAACUAUAAAACCAUAUUGUUUUUAUUGUGUUUUAUUUUUGAAUUGUGUAUUUUUAUGUAGUGUUUUUAUUGUCUUUUUUUUUAUUAUUUUUUUUUUAAGGAAUCUGCUUCUCUAAUUCCUUGAUAUAGCUUGUGUUGUACAGAUAAGAGACUUGAAUUUUUUUAUAUUUACUAUUUUAAAAAGCUCCGUGAGAUAGUUUUGUUGUAGCUUGACCCUAUUUUGAUUGUGUUAUUUCACAAAUUACUGGAUUAUUUGAUCAGUAAGGUUGUUGCCUUUAAUGUAAAAGCUUACCAACUACUUUGAAUAAUUAGGGUUAAAUGGGUUAAAUGUUCCUUCAUGUGACUGUUGUGCUCUAAUUUGAAAUUCCAGAUCAUGCUUGACUCAUUCUGACUCCGACUUGUGUUCAGAGUCUAUCGCUGAGCACCCUCAUGUUUACAGCCUGAAGCACUUGUGAAUCAGACGUGAACGCAAGAAGUCACACUCCCUCCAACAGGAGGCAUGUAGGAGCUUUGUCUCAAAUCCUCUGUGUUUCAGAUUUGCCUCAACCUUUUUUUUGUCCCCUGUGUGCAGGCAAGAUGACCCUGGCUAUUGUUUUGACUAGGACUAUCCACUGGGGUCUCCUCCUCUUAUGCUUGGUGUGCAUGUGCAGCCAGCAAAGGUCCACUGGCAACCAAAGCUCCAGGGGACAAACGGGAUCAUCGAAAGAGAGGACAGGGACUUGUGAAGUGGUCGCGGCUCAUCGCUGCUGCAACAAGAACAAGAUUGAAGAGCGCUCUCAGACGGUCAAGUGUUCUUGUUUCCCAGGACAUGUAGCAGGGACAACAAGGGCGCUGCCCUCUUGCGUUGAAGCCUCAAUCGUGCGUCAGAAGUGGUGGUGUAAAAUGAAGCCGUGCGUGGAUGGAGAGGAGUGCCGAGUUCUUCCUGACCUGACUGGUUGGUCAUGCAUCUCGGGGAACAAAGUAAAGACCACCAAGGUGUCGCGGUAGGCAGGCAUCAGCCUGGUCCAAUCGGAGCACAGCCUUCCUUGCUGGCAGCAGUCAGCUCAACUUAACUCUGGACCCUGCGGGCUGUUGGAGCUACAAAGGAUAUACCGGUAGAUUUAAUUAGAUAUUUCCUGCUUCACAUUAAGCUGCAGUAACUCAUUAUUUCAAUAUCCCUCGUCUUAAAUACAGAUUUGGUCCGGGUUAAUCCCACAGAGUAGACAAUCUAUUAGCCAAGAUAAAAGCAAGCAGUGCCGUGUCCCAACCCAAACAGCCGGCUCCUGUGAGCGUUUAUUUCCCACAGUGAUGUGCUGAGAACAUGGUGCGUUAUUCAAGUACUGGCUCGGUCUGCUGUCAACCACUACAAAGGAGAGUUUGUGGAUUUUCAGGAGCAUAAAUACUGUAGAACAGCAGACAAUAGUCUAUUUUAGACUCACUUUGGGUUCUAUAAAGAGGUCAGAUCUUCUUGGACUCGUCUUUGACAUGAAGAUGUACUCUCAUGCACGCACGGAUUGGACGGGCCACCAGACAUGCAUGCAGACAAUCCUGCACCCCGAUGCAAAACAAGGAAUGUUUGAAAUUCUAAUCAUGAAGAGAAAAGAGAAGAGGAGCAUCUUCACCGUUGAGAGUAUUUACAUCAAGCUUUUGUUUAUCUCUCCAAACUCAGUGCUGCUGUUGAGGGGAGGCAGUUUAUUGUAAUAGCGAUGAACAUUGGAGAUUUUCUGCCUCAGAGCAAAGUGUAGCCACUGACAGAAUGUUUUCUGGUAUUACCACUUCAUCUUCUUUAUGAAUAAUAUUCCUUCUGGACCCACUCUCAUUGUCUUGUGUUUUAUCUCUGGUGUUCAGCCACUGUGUUUGCUUGUAAAUUCUCCAAUGAGGAGAUAAGAAGGUUAUAUUAACUUAAUACAAAUAU